AAUCUGACUUAGCUUAAAAAUGAUAUGUUACAAUCGAAUCCUAAGAUAAGCUGAGAAGUAGAUGAUCUAGAGACGAUGCAGCACUGUGUUCCCAAACAUGCAGCUUUGUUGGAGUCACAAUAUAGAGCUUUGGAAGAGUUUAUACUAUCAGCCAGGAGAUUGUUGGUGUUAACUGGAGCUGGACUCUCCACUGAAUCAGGAAUACCAGACUACAGGAGCGAGGGAGUGGGACUGUACGAUCGAACUAAACACAGACCCAUUCAGCAUAUGGAGUUCAUGACAGACUCACAGGCUAGACGUAGGUACUGGGCUAGAAAUUACAUUGGAUUUCCUGUCUUCAUUUCCAAAGUUCCUAACACUGCACACAAAAUCCUCGCGGAAAUGGAAAAAUCUCAUCAGAUAGACUGGCUGGUGACACAGAACGUGGACAGACUGCACCAGAAAGCGGGAAGUAACAAGGUGACAGAGCUACAUGGUACAACAAACAUAGUGGCUUGUCAGACUUGUAACUACGUUACUGACAGGGAGUCAUUUCAGAGGUUCAUGCACACGUCUAACAAGGAGUUUACAGCAGAUAUCAUUAACGUUACCCCUGAUGCAGAUGCAGAGAUAGAUGUGGAACUGAUCAAGAAGUUUAAUACACCACUUUGUCCAGAUUGUGGGUCUGACCUUCUCAAACCACAGGUAGUGUUUUUUGGUUCAAACGUAGUGAAAGAGAAAGUGGCCCACUGCUACGACAAGUUGCACCGCUGUGAUAAGAUACUAGUGGCUGGGUCCUCGUUACAAGUCAUGUCAGGUUACAGGUUCCUGUUGGAAGCAAACAGAACGCAAAAACCUAUAGCAGUUUUGAACAUUGGGGAAACUAGAGGUGAUCAUCUGGCCAAUGUCAAGGUCACGGCACGAUGCGGAGAAUUCUUCGAGCGGUACAAGACGCUUAACUUGUAACAAAGUGUGAUGUUUUGUCACGUGGUGUGAGUUCAUGUCACAUGGUGUGAAGUAAUGUCAUGUGGUAUGACGUCAUGUCACGUCACGUGAUGUUAGAUCAUUAUAUGUAGUGAGACUUCAUAUAAAGAUGAAGACUUACGUUUGUGAGAUUCUAGUCAGAAGAAAGAAGUUGACACUGUCAAAAUUCGAAAGUGACCCUCUAUACGAUGACGAUUAUUUAGAAAGUUUUGUUUAGAUUAUGAUUGUUUCGAGUAUUUUUUGUUUAGAGGUUUUAUAAUUAUUUAUAUAUCGUACUUUGUUAUAAUAUUAAGAUGAUGCUAUCAGUGACCAACUUGAUGUGACCAUUAAUGUGUCAUAUUGCAUCAAUAAUUUAUG
Bolinopsis microptera is the source of this 1320-nucleotide messenger RNA. Its product is annotated as NAD-dependent protein deacylase Sirt4-like. Gene Ontology annotation, cellular component: mitochondrial matrix; nucleus. The transcript is spliced from 7 exons. Lineage: Eukaryota; Metazoa; Ctenophora; Tentaculata; Lobata; Bolinopsidae. Bases 76 to 945 code for a protein of 289 amino acids. Gene Ontology annotation, molecular function: NAD+ binding. The record is from RefSeq and is a predicted model, not a curated record.